GUCAUACUCCAGUGUCAGUGACAGUUCAGAAUCAUCUUUAUACAUUCACUCCAAAUUAAAAUACAAAAUAAAUAAAAAAAAAAAGAAUUUACCAUCAGCUGCUUUCUCUCAUUCCGUUGUUAUUUUAGCUUUAAUAAAAUAUUAAAUUCGUAUCGCUUGCCCACAAAAAAAAAAUGAUUAAAGCAAUUCUUGUAUUCAAUAAUCAUGGACGGCCUAGACUGUCGAAAUUUUAUCAAUAUUUUAAUGAAGAUCUUCAACAGCAGAUAAUCAAAGAAACAUUUCAGUUGGUAUCGAAACGUGAUGAUAACGUGUGCAAUUUCCUGGAAGGUGGAAGUUUGAUUGGUGGCUCCGAUUAUAAAUUAAUUUAUCGACAUUAUGCCACUUUGUAUUUUGUAUUUUGCGUCGAUUCAUCGGAGAGUGAAUUGGGUAUUCUGGAUUUGAUUCAAGUAUUUGUUGAAACACUCGAUAAAUGCUUUGAAAAUGUCUGCGAACUUGAUUUGAUAUUUCAUGCCGAUGCGGUUCAUCACAUUCUAUCCGAACUUGUCAUGGGUGGAAUGGUCUUACAAACAAAUAUGUCAGACAUAUUGGCACGAAUUGAAGAUCAAAAUCGUUUGGUUAAACAAGAGGCCGGCCUAUCAGCUGCUCCAGCUGCUGUUGUUCAUCAACUGAAAAGCAUGAAUCUACCACAACAAUUUAAAGACAUGAAAUUGCCAGACCUACCACAGGCCAUAAAGGACUUGAAAUUUUGACCCAACAACAACGGCAAUCAAAAAUAUGCAGCGAUGUCGGAUGACAGUGAAUCAAUUUUUCGUUAAAAACGAACGCAAUCAUCAGUUUUGAACCGAAUUAAAACGACGGCAACAAUUUGUACAUUCGUUUGAAAGUUUUCCACAUAAAAGAAUUGGAAUUUAGAUUCUUUAGAUAAAUUCAAUAUGCUCUUCAUUAAAUUCCUAGUAAAUACACACUUAAAAUAAGUAAACGAAAGAGAAACUUCCUUUACUGUGCAUUUUUUUUUAUUUUCAAUUAAUUUCGAGGCAGUUAUCUAAAGUUUAUAUUAUGUGCCGUGGAAAAAAACCUCAUCAUACGUUUUCCGGAAAAGUGCACAUUCCCCGAGAAAAUUAAGAAAAACCCGAAAGUGUCAAAUUCUUUAUAAAACCAUUAGAAAAUAAAAUUUCACAAAACUAAUGAUGUAGAUGUCCUAAUACCUAUAAUAUAA
Molecule: messenger RNA, 1216 nt
Organism: Contarinia nasturtii (swede midge)
Lineage: Eukaryota; Metazoa; Arthropoda; Insecta; Diptera; Cecidomyiidae
Gene: or
Product: AP-3 complex subunit sigma-2
Exons: 4
Coding region: 174-749 (191 amino acids)
Biological process (GO): intracellular protein transport; Golgi to vacuole transport
Cellular component (GO): membrane coat; intracellular membrane-bounded organelle; AP-3 adaptor complex
Source: RefSeq, a predicted model, not a curated record